Pseudocercospora fijiensis CIRAD86 is the source of this 2484-nucleotide messenger RNA. RefSeq lists its product as uncharacterized. Lineage: Eukaryota; Fungi; Ascomycota; Dothideomycetes; Mycosphaerellales; Mycosphaerellaceae. Gene Ontology annotation, cellular component: plasma membrane. The coding region runs from base 1 to 2484 and encodes 827 amino acids. The record is from RefSeq and is a predicted model, not a curated record. The transcript is spliced from 2 exons. Gene Ontology annotation, biological process: actin cortical patch localization.
AUGGCAACAGUGCUGCCUAUCAGGCCGAACACCAACUCGACCGGCUCCUCGGCCUCGCGACGCCAUCCUUCUCUGAUUUCCUUCCCAUCGCAUACAACCUCAGACCCAAGCAACAACUUGCAAGUCAAUCACCGGCACACGCAUUCCAACAACUCUCACCAGUCCAGCCGCAACAGCUAUCACUCCUCGCUCUCCGCCACAAAUUCACAGCCUCCCCAUGCUCGCCCUCUGCACAAGCAGCCUCCUCGGCGCAAGGCGAAACCGGUCAAGUCGCAAUAUCCUCCUGACAGUAGCGAAAAACAUGUCGAAUACAUUCUCGUGGCCUCCUUUGACAUUGACCGGGGGAGUAUUAUGGAGCAUCAGUAUCCUGGCCCUGUAGGUGGAGACGAGCACAUGCUGGCCGAACUCAUGCUUCCCGACCAGGCGCAUUCGAGAGCUCAGGAUUGGACGAUCUUCUUCUUGCACAAGGACGCAGGUCUAGACGAUGAGGACCAAGAGGCAGUGCGUAGACGUCGGAGACGCAGGCGGAAGGGUCUUGCUGAAGACGAGGAUGAUGAAGAAGACGCCGUGAGCGGGGCGGAGUUCGACGAGGACGGACCCCAAUUCGGCGAAGAGGACGACGACGAUGAAUCCGACGACGUGGCGCUCGACGGUCCUCCUCUGGUCUACGUCCUCAAUUUGGUCAAUACGAAGCAUGACACUUCAGUCAAACGCGGUGCGGUUGUGAAGGCUAUGGCAAUCUGCACAAGACACUCCUUCUUGCAUAUCUACAAGCCUCUUCUGCUUCUCGCCCUGGAGCAAUACUUCGCAAAUCCGCAGAUCGAAACUCUGGCCAGUCUCUACAAUGCGGUGAACAGCAUGGACCUGUCUCUGCUGCCGAAGCUGAACUUCCUGGAAAAGUACAUAUUACAGGCUACUGAUGCCAAAGACCUCUUUUUGGAAAAGUUCGAAGCAAUAAUUUCCCAAAGGAUGACCGAGAACAUGGCUAAGGAAGGCGCACUGCCGCCUCUCGAGCAAGCCACCAGCACUGCUCAAUUGCAGUCCAAGACCCGUUAUGGCUUGCCUCGUGACACGCAUGAAUUUGAAAGCAUCGUCCAUUAUGCCAACAUUCCUGUGCCAGUCAAGAUCCCAACAGCAGUCAGCCCCGAGACAGUCGGGGACUUCAGCUUGAUCAAGCUGAUCACUACCUUCAGCACUCCUCAUUCGACACAGGCGGUGCCGUUCACACCAACUCACCCACAUCUAACGACCUCUGGCGCCGCGACUCACCCCAUCAUCGUCCUUUUGAACGCGCUCUUGACACAAAAGCGUGUCAUAUUCCUCGGCCACGGUUUACCUAGCUCCGAAGUGGCAGAAGCAGUCCUCGGCGCCUGUGCACUUGCAUCUGGCGGCCUGCUGCGAGGCUUCACCCGACACGCCUUUCCAUACACGGACCUGACCAAGAUUGACGAUCUGUUGAAAGUACCAGGCUUCAUUGCAGGCGUGACCAAUCCUGCAUUCGCCUUGAAAACUGAAUGGUGGGAUCUCAUGUGUAACCUCAGCACAGGGCGCAUGACAAUUUCCAAUCGCAUAGAGCAAGCACCUUUGACUGAGGGCGUUGCAUUCUUCCAUCAGAACACACAUCAACCAGGCACUAUCGCAGCAAGUAAUGCCCUUCCAACCGGAAGCAUGGCAGGUGAUGCAACAGGAGAUGGUGCAUUCAUGCAAAGUGUCCUGUCAGCAAUCAAUGAACGACACGGCGAGACUGCCAUUCGCAGCAAGUUCCGCAAGUGGGUCGUUAAAUUCACCCGGCUGGCAUCCAGCUUCGAGGAGACCGUGUAUGGGGCAAGUGCGCUGCACAUUCACAAUGCGGAUAGCCCCCAGACAACGUACCCGGCUUCAGAGAUGUCGCCUAUCAGUCCUGGCGAGCAGCGAGGCGAACAGCUUCCUCCGGAGGUCACUGGUCACGGGUAUGUGUGGCCGACACCGCAGAGCAAGAAUAAUGAGCUGGCAGCAAAUUCGACACGCAUCGAGGGAUGGCGAAAUACUCGCAGCUACUACAAUUUUGUCCGGGACUUGGCUGCGCAUUACGUGCAUCGACCAAUCAAACAUUUGGACCUUCAACACUUGCAUGACAAGCUGGCCAAACUACGUUUAGGUCAUGAGCAAAGUGCCAACAUCUAUCUUGCGAUAUGUGCUGCCGUGCAUACAGAGCAAGAGAUCAGCCAACUCCUGUCAGUGGUUGCGAUUGGAGUAUGGGAGAAUAAGGCGACUACGUCUGGGAGUGGACAGAAUUCAGGUCUCCUAUACAUCGGCAUGGGCCUCUUCCAUCCUAGGCAGGAUGUCAGAGAGGAGGUCGCUGAACUGAUGGGGAGGAUUCGCGAACACGAAGCUGGCCGACACUUCUGGUCGACGAUGGGCAGAUAUAUCCGCGUUGGAUUCGAGAGAGUGAUGAACGCUAGAGUUGAUCGGAUUGAGAAGACUGGUGUGGAGCACGACAGCUGA